Molecule: messenger RNA, 942 nt
Organism: Paraglomus occultum
Lineage: Eukaryota; Fungi; Glomeromycota; Glomeromycetes; Paraglomerales; Paraglomeraceae
Source: the annotation of a GenBank genome assembly
AUGCUAGUCAAUGAUGUUAUCGAGAUUGUCAUACAAGAUGCCCAUCAUCUCUCUAUGGCUGUAAAAGAAGAUUUUAUGCCACUGCAGGGUCACAACCUCAGUAAUUUAGUUGGUAUCGUUGAGAGAAACGUGAACAACAACUUUAGAAACUCAAUGUCUAAGCCAUAUUUUUCCUUUCCCUUCUGUGCUGGAGCACCUGGAAUCAGUAAAACUCAGAUGGGCCAGGAACUAUUCAAAUGCAUUAAAGAAGUUUGGGUCCCCCCUCAUUGGCAAAAACUGAUGGUGCAUUUUGAAUACAUUCAUAUGGACUUUGGUAAUGGAAUCCAGCUUGACACAUAUGACAUGGAUCUAUCUGCAACAAUCAUCAUUGGGUUAUGGAUCACUUAUGUUUUCUUUAUCAAAGGCAAAUACGAUAUGCAAUUUUUUCAGCUUGUCGACCAGUGGGACAGAGAAAUUGUUAAUAAUAGGAAGCUGGCUAAAGAUCUUUUUAAGAACAUGAUCAACAAUCUUGCACCAUUCUUGUAUGGUCUACCUACUACCACCUUUGUCCAAACAUUCCUCUCAGGGAUGGCACCCCAAGUUGUUAUAGCAGCCAAAGAAACAUCAAGAGUCUUAUUUGAUUUUGUCCUGUGUCCACAACUCUUAUUCCAAGAAAUGAUCAAGAUUGUGGAUCAUUAUUCAGAGAGAUUUGGUGCAAGAAAACUUGCCAGUAGCAAUAUAUAUGAAUGGAUGCUGUGUCAACCAUUUCUUCAACUCUUAGAAGAUACUGGAGGAUUGCCUCACACACUUGAACUUUUAUUUCAAGAAUGUUUUGAGCUCACAGGCAGUGGAGAAAAUUUCUUUCAUAGCAUUCAUGAGCAACAUUUUAACACUAUUUUUGGGAAUAUCAAGUCUGUUCUCCAAACCCAUUACAAGAUCUACCAAACUGUCAGCCAUAAUCAG